Gavialis gangeticus (Gharial) is the source of this 1708-nucleotide messenger RNA. RefSeq names its product baculoviral IAP repeat containing 7 (gene BIRC7). The record is from RefSeq and is a predicted model, not a curated record. The coding region runs from base 196 to 1464 and encodes 422 amino acids. Gene Ontology annotation, biological process: regulation of cell cycle; negative regulation of apoptotic process; positive regulation of protein ubiquitination. The transcript is spliced from 9 exons. Gene Ontology annotation, molecular function: cysteine-type endopeptidase inhibitor activity involved in apoptotic process; ubiquitin protein ligase activity. NCBI's taxonomy places the organism in Eukaryota, Metazoa, Chordata, Crocodylia, Gavialidae. Gene Ontology annotation, cellular component: cytoplasm; nucleus.
ACUUUCUCCAGAAAGGUAUCAGCACGGUCUUUAAAAAACAGGACUGAGGUUACCUUGCUCCUGCCACAGGGCAAAGUAACAGAGUCUUGUAUCUUAAAAAGGGUUGGAAAGGCAACUUGUCUUGUCUUGGAGGUCCUGGCUUGGAUCCAUUUUGAAAUGCUCCCAUUGUGUAGGGUCUGACUGCUGUGCUGGAGCAUGGAGGACGUCUUUCCAGCAGAGGACACUGAAGCUGAGCCAAGGAAUUUGCCACUCUUCAAAUCCAGCAUGUGGUGUGAGGAGAGGAGAUUGAGGACUUUCCAGCACUGGCCCGACAGCUCUCCCGUCUCUGCCCCUGACCUGGCCAAGGCUGGGUUCUUCUUCCUGGGCCCUGGGGACAGAGUGCAGUGCUUCUGCUGUGGAGGGAUCCUAAGAAGAUGGGAAGCUGGGGACGUCCCCAUGCUCGAACACCUGAAGUUCUUCCCUUCCUGCAGAUUUGCCUGUGGCAAAGAGGCUGGGAACGAGCAGGGGUUCUCUCUGCAGGAGCAGGAGAUGCUCCCUAUUCGGGACAUCCUGGACUGUGUGGAUGGGCAGAUCUUCAGCCUCUUGCAGAGGAUGGACACAGAGGAGACUGCCCUACCCAGCCAUCCAGAAUACCCAGAGAUGAGGAUGGAGGAGAUGCGACUAGCCACUUUCCAUAACUGGCCACCCUAUAACGAGAUGUACCCGGAGCAGCUGGCCCAUGCAGGUUUUUUUUACACAGGUCACGGUGACACUGUAAAAUGUUUUUACUGUGAUGGUACCAUGAGGGACUGGAUGCUUGGAGAUGACCCCUGGAGGGAACAUGCUAAAUGGUUUCCAAGGUGUGAGUUUCUGCUCCAGUCAAAGGGGAGAGCAUUUGUUACCAGGGUUCAGGAGACUUAUUUCAACCCCCAAGAACCUCUGGGAGACUCAUGGUCUCGGGAUGAACAAGAACCCUCUGCUAUCCAAGAUCCUAUGGGGAAUCGGGAAUUGCCAUCUCCUCUGGAUCAGUCUUGCGUAGUGCAGAAUGUCCUGCAGAUGGGCUUUGACCACAGCUUGGUGAUUAGCUUGGCCCAGAGUAAAUACCUGCUGACUGGAACGUGCUACUUAUCUGAGUCUGAGCUGGUUUCAGAUCUGCUUCAGACCACUGGGGAGGAGAGCACCAGUGCAGAAGGAAACAGAGUUCACGUAGACCCUGCUCCGAGGGACAGCGGUACAUCGGGACUGAAAGGGGAAGCCCAAGCUGAGUGCUCCAAAGAAUCAGCAGGCCCUACGCUGAGCACAGAGGAGCAGCUGCGGUGCCUGCAGGAAGAGCGGAUGUGCAAAGUCUGCAUGGACAAGGAUGUGUCUGUGGUCUUUGUCCCUUGCGGACACCUGGUGGCGUGUGCAGAGUGCGCCCCUAACCUGAGACGGUGCCCUAUCUGCAGAGCAUCCAUCCAGGGGAGUGUGAGGACGUUCCUGUCUUGAACCACCAUGCAGUGUAAAGGCCCUCAUGGGAUCCUGGCAGAAAGAAUGGAAGCCAGCAAGCAUGGAAAAGGCUGUACAGGACACUUCAGGGGGCUGUUUGGUGACCUAGACUGCAAGUGCUUUCUAGCAAGAAGCUAAGAGAGGCCUUGACCAACAGGAUUUGUUCAUAGAUUGGAAAAAGAAAAGCAAACCCUUUGUAGAUUUGUACUUUAAUGUUGGAAAAAUAAAGCUAUUUUCUCUUUCA